This is a messenger RNA of Myotis lucifugus (little brown bat), 1409 nucleotides long. It is a transcript of the gene MED6, whose product is annotated as mediator complex subunit 6. The transcript has 9 exons. Gene Ontology annotation, biological process: regulation of transcription by RNA polymerase II. The record is from RefSeq and is a predicted model, not a curated record. Gene Ontology annotation, molecular function: transcription coactivator activity. Bases 212 to 955 code for a protein of 247 amino acids. Lineage: Eukaryota; Metazoa; Chordata; Mammalia; Chiroptera; Vespertilionidae. Gene Ontology annotation, cellular component: mediator complex; core mediator complex.
CCCCGCACCUCUCAGCCGCUUCCCUCUCUUCUCCGUCCCCGCAGCUCCCCUGCGCUCCUGGCCUCCCCCCUUCCUUGCCAUCUCGUGGCUCCCGCACUGUCCUCCCCUCUGCAUUUCUCCUCAGGGUCCCGAGGACCUGCACCCCUCUGCUUCCGUCGUCAUAGUGGUUACGUCUUCUCUGCGCCGGAAGGAGAACCCGCGAACACUUGGAAUGAUGGCGGCGGUGGAUAUCCGAGAUAAUCUACUGGGAAUCUCUUGGGUUGACAGUACAUGGAUCCCCAUUUUGAACAGUGGAAGUGUCCUAGAUUACUUUUCAGAAAGAAGUAAUCCUUUUUACGACAGAACGUGUAAUAAUGAAGUGGUCAAAAUGCAGAGACUAACAUUAGAACACUUAAAUCAGAUGGUUGGAGUGGAAUACAUCCUUUUACAUGCUCAAGAGCCCAUUCUUUUUAUCAUCCGGAAGCAACAGCGGCAGUCCCCUACCCAAGUUAUCCCACUGGCUGAUUACUAUAUCAUUGCUGGAGUGAUCUACCAGGCACCAGACUUGGGAUCAGUUAUAAACUCUAGAGUGCUUACUGCGGUGCAUGGCAUUCAGUCAGCUUUUGAUGAAGCUAUGUCAUACUGUCGAUAUCAUCCUUCCAAAGGGUAUUGGUGGCACUUCAAAGAUCAUGAAGAGCAAGAAAAAGUUAAACCUAAAACCAAAAGGAAAGAAGAACCAAGCUCUAUUUUCCAGAGGCAACGUGUGGAUGCUUUACUCCUAGACCUCAGACAAAAAUUUCCACCCAAAUUUGUGCAGCAAAAGUCUGGAGAAAAGCCUGUCCCAGUGGAUCAGACAAAGAAAGAGGCAGAACCUACACCAGAAACUGUGAAGUCUGAUGAGAAGGAGACCACAAAGAACAUCCAACAGACAGUGAGCACUAAAGGUCCCCCUGAAAAACGAAUGAGACUUCAUUGAAGAGUCUCUCCUCAGCCAGCCUUCCUGUGGUUCUGGGUGAUGUCCGUUCCGUCUUUUAGUUGUAUUUUUGAAGUGGUUGUUCGAGGCAGCAAACUCCGGUGUUUACCUAUGCCGCCAUCUUGGUUUCUCCUCUUAAGCAUGAACUUUUGACAUAAAGAUAUUAACUCUUUCUUUGUCAUACUUGCUUCAAGUAUUUUUCCAGCAUGGCUCCUUUUCUUAUAACUACAUUGCUGCAAAAUAUCACUUAAUAGAAAAGCACACAAAAUAUUAGAGUACAACUCAUUGUACCUGUGUAACUCAACAUUGCCAGUACCUCAGAAACCACUUUAUGUUCCCUUCUAUUUACAAUGCUUGUCCUUCUGAUUCUGAUCCCUAAUUUUUUUGGUAAUCAUUUGUUUUUUUUACAUUUUUACUAUGUAACAAUGUAUCCAUAAAUAAAUGUUUUGAUUUCCUA